This is a messenger RNA of Saxophila tyrrhenica, 1422 nucleotides long. It is a transcript of the gene CIT3, whose product is annotated as citrate synthase. The transcript is spliced from 2 exons. The record is from RefSeq and is a predicted model, not a curated record. Gene Ontology annotation, cellular component: mitochondrial matrix. NCBI's taxonomy places the organism in Eukaryota, Fungi, Ascomycota, Dothideomycetes, Mycosphaerellales, Extremaceae. Gene Ontology annotation, biological process: tricarboxylic acid cycle; carbohydrate metabolic process. The coding region runs from base 1 to 1422 and encodes 473 amino acids. Gene Ontology annotation, molecular function: 2-methylcitrate synthase activity.
AUGGCACUCUCAGGCCGAGCAGCGACGAGGGUCUGGAGAGCUUCGAGACUCUCCCAAACCACGCCAGUAUGGAGCAAUGCCACUCGUGCGUACUCCAGCUCCUCAGAGCCGGAUCUCAAGGCGACCCUCAAAGAAGUGAUCCCGGAGAAGCGAGAGCUGCUCAAGCAGGUCAAGGCCAAGUCGAGCACCAACAUUGGCGAGGUGAAGAUUGAGAAUACUCUCGGCGGCAUGCGUGGGCUCAAAGCUAUGGUGUGGGAAGGCUCGGUCCUUGACGCCGACGAGGGCAUCCGGUUUCACGGCCGUACAAUCAAGGACUGCCAGAAAGAGCUUCCAAAGGGCACCAGUGGGACGGAGAUGCUGCCGGAGAGCAUGUUCUGGCUCCUGUUGACGGGCCAAGUACCGAGCGUCAACCAGGUGCGAGGUCUGAGCAGGGAAUGGGCGGAGAAGGCACAGCUGCCGGCUUUUGUGAACAAGAUGCUGGACGACUUUCCCACAGACCUCCACCCCAUGACCCAAUUCUCAUGCGCGGUGAGCGCUCUCAACUACGAGAGUGUGUUUGCGAAGGCAUACGCCGAGGGUAUGAACAAGGCCGACUACUGGGAGCCUGUGUUCGACGACUGCAUGUCGCUUCUGGCCAAGCUCCCAACCAUCGCAGCAAAGAUCUACCAGAAUGCUUACCGAGGAGGCGGCGCCCUGCCUGCUGAGGUCGACAUGAACCAGGACUGGAGCUACAACUUUGCGGCUAUGCUUGGUAUGGGUGGCAAGCAGAACGAGAACUUCCAGGAUCUCCUCCGCUUGUACCUCGCACUGCAUGGUGACCACGAGGGCGGCAACGUCUCUGCUCACGCAACGCAUCUCGUCGGAUCGGCACUCUCGGAUCCCUUCCUCUCAUACUCGGCUGGUCUGCAGGGUCUGGCGGGGCCUCUACACGGCUUAGCAGCCCAGGAAGUCCUGCGAUUCAUUCUGCAGAUGCAAGAGGCUGUGGGCAAGAACUUCUCGGAAGAGGGCGUCAAGGACUACCUCUGGACGACGCUCAAAUCCGGCCGUGUCAUUCCCGGCUACGGCCACGCUGUCCUGCGCAAGCCUGACCCUCGAUUCGAGGCGCUCAUGGACUUCGCGACGACUCGGAAGGAGAUUAUGGAGGAUCCAGUCUUCCAGCUCGUCAAGAAGAACAGCGAAGUUGCGCCUGGUGUGCUGUUGGAGCACGGCAAGACCAAGAACCCCUACCCGAACGUCGACUCGUCAUCUGGUGUUCUGUUCUACCACUACGGAUUCAAGGAGACGCUCUAUUACACCGCCACCUUUGGUGUGAGCAGAGGUCUCGGCCCGCUCGCGCAGUUGAUCUGGGAUCGGGCGCUGGGGCUGCCUAUUGAGAGGCCGAAGAGCAUUGAUCUCAAGGGCUUGCUGAAGGCCGCGCAGUAG